Messenger RNA from Dermacentor silvarum, 1071 nucleotides. RefSeq lists its product as uncharacterized. Gene Ontology annotation, cellular component: Shu complex. Gene Ontology annotation, molecular function: single-stranded DNA binding. The transcript is spliced from 5 exons. Lineage: Eukaryota; Metazoa; Arthropoda; Arachnida; Ixodida; Ixodidae. The record is from RefSeq and is a predicted model, not a curated record. Gene Ontology annotation, biological process: double-strand break repair via homologous recombination. The coding region runs from base 319 to 984 and encodes 221 amino acids.
AGUGUUCUGUGCUAAAGUCUCUAGCUUUAGGGACUUUGCCUAACGUGCCUAACCUCCUUGGGCACCUGAAACCUGUUGAACUGCGAUCAUUGUCAUUUGCCGCCGCUGCAGCUGUCUACAAAAACGUUAACAAACAAUGGGCUCCAGUAGCGGCGCACACUUGUAGAGGUAGUUGUAGUAGGGUCGGUUGUUUACUGUUGUUUUACAGCACCGAAUGCGCUGAGUGCGGCUACAGCAACUGCGAUGAGCGAUGUGACUUGAUUGCAGUACAAUAUUUGCUCGCGAGCCCCGCGGUGCUGGUAUCUAUGAUGUUCAGCGAUGAGCUUGAGGCGAAUUUUUCCGUUUUCGCACGACGACGUCAAGUCGAGGGUGUGUCUCGACUCCACAGAAACAUUCGUUCUGGGCGACGAUCCCACAUGCCUGGACUCCUUGGCCCUGCAGCUUGCUGUUACAUCUGCAGAGGCGGGCGAGUAUGUGGCCAUAAUUGGCUGCAGUGCAAUCGAGACGGUUUUCCACGUCCAUGACAUGCCCGUGUUCAGUCAAGACAUGGUUGAUUUUAUACGCCCAAGGUUCAUGGGCGACCUCAAGUCUCUCUUCAACUACCUCACCAAAUUCCAGCAGCUACCUGUGCAUCCCAAUGUCCUCAUAUUGCACGGACUUGAGGUGUACAUACAGGAAGCCUCAGAGGAAGAAAAUGGGGACCAGACCAUUGCACGCCUGUUCGCGCUGGUGCAGGACGCUGCAAAUUUUGCCACCUUGAAGAAUCGACAGACAUGCCAUUUGCUUGUGACUUGCUGUGAUGCUGCAUCCAAGGGUCACGUAUGUCCCAGUUACGUGAGCGUGCCUUUCUUCCCUCUUCCUUGGCGCUGCAGCAAGCUGGAAGACGGCGGCUACACUCUCCAGCUGGAUGGCCGUCUUCCAACAACUGUCCGCUUCGGUCUGUCCAAAAGGGAGCUCUGCUUACAAAGAGUGGACUGCUUUUGAUGGCGCCGUCUAUAGUUUUUGUUCGGGCUAGUUCACAGUGCUAUUCAGUGGCGCAACAGAAUGAAUGAGAAAUUCAGUUGUAAUCAA